GAGAGUUACUUCCCGUCCACUAAGUAACAAUGACAAAGAGAGUCGGCAUUUUAACGGAGUUCAAUUAUGAAGACCUUGAACUAUGGUACCCAUAUUAUCGGCUGAGGGAGGAGGGAUACGAAACAUUUACUAUCGGUCCAGAAAAAGGAAAGACAUACAAUUCCAAACACGGAUAUCCAUGCAAAGCGGAAGAGGGUAUUGAUGAAGUCAAAGCCGAGGAUCUCGCUGGGCUUAUCAUUCCAGGAGGAUUUGCACCAGAUUACUGGAGACGAGACAAAAGAUUCUUGGACUUGGUGAAAAACAUGUAUGAGUCAGGCAAGCCGACAGCUGCUAUAUGUCAUGGUGCUUGGAUGUUCUGCUCGGCAAAGAUUUUGAAAGGGAAAAAGCUUACUUGUUUUGUCGCCAUCAAAGACGACGUAGAAAAUGCUGGGGGGUUAUACGAGGAUUCACCAGUGGUUGUUGAUGGCAAUAUGGUAACGUCACGUCUGCCAAAAGAUUUACCAGAUUUCUGCAAAGCCAUUAUCGCUCAGCUUAAGAAGUAAUCAUUGAAAGUGUGUAACUUCUUAUAAAAAGAAAGAAAUAUUUAACUUUUUCAGUUUGUGUGGCGUUAUAAAUAACACCAUAUAAAUUUGGAAUGAGAUGAUUUUAUUAGUGAUUGCAGAUAGCACGUGAAGAACAACUGCAAAUGCAGAAGAAAGCAAAGAUAUAUUUGAAUGAAAAAUGAAUCAUUAUCUUGAAUAAAAUUCUAUUACUUUCAA
This is a messenger RNA of Saccostrea echinata, 758 nucleotides long. RefSeq names its product putative cysteine protease YraA. Bases 30 to 542 code for a protein of 170 amino acids. The record is from RefSeq and is a predicted model, not a curated record. The transcript has 5 exons. Lineage: Eukaryota; Metazoa; Mollusca; Bivalvia; Ostreida; Ostreidae.